Molecule: messenger RNA, 1827 nt
Organism: Sabethes cyaneus
Lineage: Eukaryota; Metazoa; Arthropoda; Insecta; Diptera; Culicidae
Product: fibrous sheath CABYR-binding protein-like
Exons: 3
Coding region: 1-1827 (608 amino acids)
Cellular component (GO): extracellular region
Molecular function (GO): chitin binding
Source: RefSeq, a predicted model, not a curated record
AUGAACGGUCGAAUCUGCGUGGCCGGAGUGCUACUGCUUGUAGCGGCAGUAGCCAACGGCUAUCCCACCUUUCAACGUAGUGCCGAAAUCGAUUGCUCCCUGGCGGAAAACUGGGGCAUCUUCGUCGCCCAUCCGGAGUCCUGUUCGAUGUACAAAACUUGCUUCAAUGGAGGUCUAGUCGAUGGCAGCUGCCCAGCAGGACUAUAUUUCGAUACGGAAACUCAGGGCUGUGAUCUUCCGGAACGUGUAAAUUGUUCGCUGGAUAAUGAUGAAGACGACGAUGGUGUGGUUCCAGAGGAAGAAACACCAGAAGAAGUGGAGGCUACCACGGAUGACAAUGUGGAAGAAGUGGAGACUCCCGAGGCAGAAGAAGAAGUAGAAACUCCGGAUGAGGAAGAAACUCCAGAAGAGGAAGAAACUCCAGAAGAGGAAGAAACACCUGAAGAAGAGACUCCAGAAGAGGAAGAAACCCCUACAGAAGAGACUCCAGAAGAGGAAGAAACACCAGACGACGAAGAGACUCCAGCUGAAGAGGAAACCCCACAAGAAGAAGAGACUCCAGAAGAGGAGGAAACUCCAGAAGAGGAAGAAACUCCAGUAGAGGAAGAGACUCCCGAAGAGGAAGAAACUCCUGAAGAGGAAGUAACUCCUGAAGAAGAGACUCCAGACGAGGAAGAAACUCCAGUAGAAGAAGAAACUCCAGAAGAGGAAGAAAUUCCCGAAGAAGAGGUUCCAGAAGAGGAAGAAACACCAAAUGAGGAAGAGACGCCAGCUGAAGAGGAAACUCCGGUAGAGGAAGAAACUCCAGAAGAGGAAGGAAACCCAGACGAGGAAGAAACUCCAGAAGAGGAAGAAAUUCCAGAAGAGGAAGAGAUUCCAGUGGAAGAGGAAACUCCGGUAGAGGAAGAAACUCCAGAAGAAGAAGAAACUCCAGUUAAUGAAGAGACUCCAGAAGAAGAAGAACAACAGGUAGAAGAUGUCCCAGUAGAAGAAGAAGAAGAGCAACCUGCAAACGAUGAACUGAAACGAGUGGUUACUAAAGAUGAAGAUGACGAAGACACUACUACAGAGGAAGAGGAAACACCUGAACCAGAAGUGGAUGAAAUCCCAGAGGAAGAUGUAGAAGCGGAAAAUGGCGAAGUUCCAGAAGAAGUGGAAAUUUCUCCAGAAGAAGAAGAAACUCCCGAUCAGGUGGAACCUGAAGAGGAAGUUGAAAUUGCAGAUGAAGCUGAGGAAGCUCCCAAAGUGAAAACAGUCAGAGCUGUAAAAGAUGAAGAUGAUGAUGACGAUGCAGAAAACGAAGCAACACCCGAAGAAGGAGAUAAUGAAGUGAGUUCAGAUGAUGCUCUACCAGAAGAAGAUGACUCAAACGAAGAUAGUAAUUCUUCAGAAGAUGGGGAUGAGGGAGUAGCAGAAGAAGUUGAGCAGACACCAGAAGAUGUGGAUGAGGUAGUAGAAGAUCCGCUAGAUCAGGAACCUAUUGUGGAAGGUAAAAAACAUACGUCUGAUGAUGACGACGAUGAAGUGGAGGAUGCAACUGAUGAAGCACCCGUGGAUGAAGUUGACGAUGCAGAUGAGUCGACCGAUGACAACGUGAAUGAUGAUCAAGGGGAGGAAACUCCUGAAAUAGAACAACCGGAAGAAGAAACUCCUGAUAAUGAUGAUAAUGAAUCGGAGCAAUCCCCAGAAGAUGAUGUUGAGACACCAGAAGAAGAAGAAGAAGAAUUGCCUGAAAUUACCGUCCCCGAUAAUACCGUUCCAAUAAUUCCACCAGUGGAGAUUCCCGAAAUUGAAAUAAUUCUGCCUGGAGAAGAAAUCGAACCUUAA